AUGUUAUUGCGGAAAAAAAAAAAUAUCAAAGGAAGAGAGGAUACUAUAGGGUUAGGCGAAACUGAAGAGAUUCCACCUCAAGAUGCCGAUAUGGAUAAUAGAAAUGAGAUUGAGGACUUGGAUGAUAAUGUUCAAGAAAUAAUUUCUGAGUUUAUUAAGAAGAAAAAGAAAGAGAAUAAGGAUGACAAAGUUCCCAAGACAAUUAUUAAGGGCAUCUCAAAAUAUGUGCUAGGAAUUAGCUCGUUCCUUACAGAAGAAGAGAACCAUCACAAGAAAGAAGUUCUAGGAAUCCGUGAUAAGGAUAUUCCACUAAUAGUGAAUAGUGAAUCCUUAGAAAGCGUUGUCGCUUCACAUCUGUUACAAGAAUUGGGCAUAAGGAUUGAGCGCCCAUCAGUAGUGAAUAUGAUUAAUAUUCAUGAAGAAAGUAAACGUGUGAUAGGGGAAAUUUCUAACUUCCCUUUUUCUGUGAGUAGAAUAGAAAUCCCUAUCAACAUUAUCAUCACUGACGCCACCUUUUACUGUGCCAUUGUUAGUAAUGAUUGGCUUGCUAAAGUUAAUGCUGCCAUCAACUGGAACUCAUCUGAUAUGACUAUCUAUUGGGAUGAUAAGGAGAUUACGGUGCCAGUUAAGUUUCGGAAGAUGACAAGAGCCUCAUUAGAAAAAGAAAGGAUGGUGGCUCAAAAAGAAGAAGAUCAAUGUAUAGCAGAUCUUUUUGAUUACUGCUAUGAAAAUGAAACCUAG
Cetraspora pellucida is the source of this 741-nucleotide messenger RNA. The record is from the annotation of a GenBank genome assembly. NCBI's taxonomy places the organism in Eukaryota, Fungi, Glomeromycota, Glomeromycetes, Diversisporales, Gigasporaceae.